ACUUUCCUGUGAGAGGUUGACGGGUAAACAGUGCACGGCUUAGCUCAGCUCUGACUAGUACACCCCCCACUGGAAGGUUGAAACACAGGCAGGCAGGCUCACUCUCACCGCUCAGACAUUACUGAGAGAGGAACAGAGAGGAGAAGACAGACAGACGAGAGAGAGACGACAGAGAGAGAGAGAGAGAUCAGAGGGAAUAAGAGCAGGGUAGUAGCUCAGUGUCACAACAAGAGAAGAGAAUCAGACUGCCAGUCAUCUUCUAACUCUGUCUGAACAGGGACUUCUUGACUGAAGCUCUGUGUUCUAUUGUGCUGUGUAGUCACAGUAUAGUGAGGGAAGCCUCACAGAGGGAGUGUGUGGGGUGGUUAUUGUAUUGCGUUUCAGCACAGCAAGAGAGAGAGAGUUUCCUCAGAGGAAAAGGAGGAGAGCUGUUUCUGUCUCUAGUCGCUGUCGUUCCCCUGUGUGUGAGAGGGUUGGCUCUUUGGGGACAGGAAGAGCAGGGCUUGCGAUGCGACCUGAGCGCUGAGUGGAAUAUGCUGCAGACGAUUUACGAGAGCGAGUCAAAUUUCUCCACCACAACAAACGAGCUCGUUGGCCACCAGCGACUCUUGGACCAGCAGAAGAUGCACAACGUUAACUCAGUCAGUCUCUAUCUGUCUGCCUCUGUGAAAGGAGGGCUCCAAACUUCUCAGCACAGCAACGCGUUAUGAUCAGGCACUGCUUUCUGUAUCCAGUGGACAUUAAGCCAGAGGUACUUUUGGACCCCGUGUCUCCGUUGGACCUGCGUACAGACCUGAGGAUGCUGGGGCCUGGCUCGGACCCGGGAAUGUGGGAGCGUCAGUUGCAGCAGGAGCUGCUCCUCAUCCAGAAACAGCAGCAGGUCCAGAAACAGCUGCUGAUCAGCGAGUUCCAGAAGCAGCAUGAGAAUCUGACCCGCCAGCACCAGGCCCAGCUCCAGGAGCACCUCAAGCUGCAACAGGAGCUGCAGGCCAUGAAGCAGCAGCAGGAGCUGGUGGAGAAGGAGAGGAGGCAACAGCAGCAGCAGCAGAGCCAGCAGGAGAAGGAGCAGGAGAGACAUCGGAGGGAGCAGCAUGUCCUCUGUCUCAGCCUCAGGGGCAAGGAGCGCACCAGAGAGAGUCUCACAGGUGCUGUGGCCAGUAAUGAGGUGAAGCAGAAACUCCAAGAGUUUCUGUUGAGUAAAUCAAACAAGGACCUGUCCACUGCCGGAGCCACACACACGCUUAUCCAUCACCCCAAGCUCUGGUACACGUCCUCCCACCACACGUCUCUGGACCAGAGUUCUUCUCCCCUGGGAGGCAUGUCUCCUGUCUGCCACUACACACUCCCCUCCCAUCAGGACGGACAGGACGACUUCCCACUGAGGAAAACAGCCUCAGAGCCCAACCUGAAGGUGAAGUCUAGACUGAAGCAGAAGGUAGCAGAGAGGAGGAGUAGUCCACUGCUGAAGAGGAAAGACAGCAACGUCAUGACCCCCUACAAGAAGAGGGCCCUAGAAAUGAUGGGUACAACUUACUCUACAGCCACUAACAGUGCUCCAGGCUCAGGACCCAGCUCUCCCAUCGGAGCCUCCAGCGCCCUGGGGGCCGAGAACGGGCCCUCCUCUCUCCCCACCACCACAAAAACCGAGCGCUGGCCAUCACAGCCUAGGUUAUUUCGUCCAGAGGGCUCCAUGUCCAACCUUCUGAGCUUAUACACGUCUCCCUCCUUACCCAACAUCACCCUGGGCCUCUCUGCCACCUCCUCCCAGAUCAGCGCUGCCAUCGGGCUGAAGGAGAAGACUGGGGAGGUCAGACAUGGUCUACCAGGGCAGCUCCUGGGGCCUGUGCCCAUGCCCACGGUGACCUCCAUGGAGACCAAGGUGUCCCCCAGCCAUCAGGCCCUGCUCCAACACCUCCUUCAGAAGGAACAGAUAAGACGGCAGAAGAUCCUCUCCUCCUCUGGUCAAGGCUCCAUGCCCGCCCAACCCCACUCCCCUCUGGCCAUGAAGGACAGGCCCUCCUCCAACAGCAGACCCAAGCUACCCAAGCACCGGCCCCUGAACCGGACCCAGUCAGCCCCUCUGCCCCAGAGCACCCUGGCUCAGCUGGUCAUCCAGCAGCAACACCAGCACUUCCUGGAGAAGCAGAAACAGUACCAGCAGCAGAUCCACAUCAAUAAGCUGCUGUCCAAGUCCAUUGAGCAACUCCGUCAGCCCAGCUCCCUGGUCAACCCACACCUGCAGGAGUCAGAGGAGGAGGAGGACAACACCCGGAGGAUGGAGGAUGAGAGGAUGGACAUGCAGGAGGACAGGAUGCCCCCUGGUGGCGUGAUCCAGAAACACACCCUUCGUUCCAGCAGCAGCAGUGGCAGCAACAGCUCUCUCGGGGAGCUGUCCUCCAUCGUAGAGGCCCACCACCGCCUGGGGGUCAUAAAGGUCAAAGAGGAGCCAAUCGACAGCGAGGACGAGUCCCUGUCCAAUCAGAACCUAGCGGCGGAGCAGAGUGCCUCACUCCACCAGGUUAAAGGUCAGCUGGUGAUAAGAGCUAUGAUCUGAGAGGGGUGCAGAAGAUGAAGGAGAUCACACACUGCGACAUUCAGAGACGCAUACGUACACACACACACACACACACACACACACACACACACACACACACACACACACACACACACACACACACACACACACACACACACACACACACCUGCAGCCAACACACACACAGAGCCAACUAGGACUCCCCAGGCAAUCCUCUCCCUGCCCUGAGAUGUGACGCUGUCUCAGUGAAGUGCAGCCGCACCCCAAACCCCCACCAGACUGACUCUCUGUUUGUGAACUUUGUGAAGUGAUCUGUAAUGUAAAGUAUGUUUCACCGUGCUGUAUAUAACAUGAAGAGAAGAUUUACUAGAAGAAUGCUCCUUCUUUUUUUACUUCUAAGGAACUGCUUUGAUUGUUUUCAGGUUCUGCUCAAUUGACAUAAUGUAAUAUGUAUGUAUACAGUAGAUUUAGCGUAAGAGAAUAUUCUAGAAGGGAGGGAAAGUUUUACCGUUGUACAGUUUAUGAAUGCCAUUUUAUGUUCCCAUAGUGUAACAUUUAUGUCAUCAAUUCACUUCAACUUUGACUUGCUGACUGUUGUUGUUUUAUUCAAAAAGAAAAAGUAAAACGUCAUAUUCUCCGUCAUUCUCCAAAAAGCUGUGAUGUUCUGUGUUCAGUGGUCUCUGAAAAUGACAUGAAAAUAAGGAAGCAUG
Messenger RNA from Salmo salar (Atlantic salmon), 3246 nucleotides. The record is from RefSeq and is a predicted model, not a curated record. Lineage: Eukaryota; Metazoa; Chordata; Actinopteri; Salmoniformes; Salmonidae.